Messenger RNA from Neocloeon triangulifer, 1500 nucleotides. RefSeq lists its product as uncharacterized. The record is from RefSeq and is a predicted model, not a curated record. The coding region runs from base 39 to 1484 and encodes 481 amino acids. Lineage: Eukaryota; Metazoa; Arthropoda; Insecta; Ephemeroptera; Baetidae. The transcript has 3 exons.
CUGAAGGCGCAGCCAGGUACACGCGCCUGCGAGCUGCCAUGGUUACAUCAGAAGCACCUGCAACAAUGCGACGCCCGACACGAAUUUUACAAUGCUCUCUGUGCGCGUUGCUGAUUUCGGCCCUCGUUCUGUCAGCCGCCGGCCAAGAAGCCGUUCCUGAAGUUUCAACCUCUGCUGCUCCGGCACCAACACAAAAACCUGUUGGUCCAAAGAGACCGCCAACCACUGCCAGAACUACUACGACCAAAGAACCGGCAGAUGUAGACGCUGUUGCUUUUCCUGAUUCGGCCCCAAAACCUUCUGUCGCUCCCUCGACUGCAGCACCCGCACCUGCUCCUGCAGCAAAACCAACGCCUGCCCCAGCAGCAAAACCAACCCCAAAACCAGCAGCUGGCGCACCUUUAAACAAUAGGGUGCAAGGUCAGCAAGGUAAUAAUGCCCCGGUCGCUGCCGGAACUCCCGUCCCUGCAGCUGCCCCCAUCGGAGGUGCAAAUGGCACAAAUGGCACCGGACCUUUGGGCAACCGAAUCGGUGGUUUGGGCCUCCUGAACCAGCUAGCCCAUGGAAUCGGAAAUGGAAUUGUGGCCCCCAUUAUUGGAGGCGUUGGUGGAGGCGGCGGCUCGAGCUUCAGUUUGGCCUUUUCCACCUCCUCAGGUGGGGGCCUCGGAGGCGGCGGUGCCUCCAGUAGCGCGUCAGCUGGAUCGAAUUCAUUUGGAGGCGGUGGUUUUGGAGGCAGUGGAUCGAACGCUCAGGCCUCCUCAGGAUCAUUUGGAGGUGGACUUGGAGGAUUCGGAGGCGGCGCAUCCAACGCACAAGCGUCGGCCGGCUCUAAUUCUUUCGGAGGUGGACUUGGCGGCUUUGGAGGCGGUGCAUCAAACGCCCAGGCAUCAUCCGGAUCAAAUUCCUUUGGAGGCGGACUAGGAGGAUUUGGAGGUGGCGCGUCUAAUGCCCAAGCUAACGCAGGGUCAAAUUCCUUCGGAGGCGGCCCUGGAGGCUUUGGGGGUGGCGCAUCCAACGCUCAGGCUAACGCAGGGUCCAAUUCCUUUGGAGGAGGCCCAGGAGGUUUCGGAGGUGGCGCCUCAAAUGCGCAAGCAAACGCCGGAAGCUCUUCAUUUGGAGGCGGUUUCGGAGGCCCUGGUGGAGGAUACGGCGGCCCUGGACAGUACGGAGGUGGAUACGGUCGCCCUCAUCACGGCGGCGGAGGUGGAUAUGGUCGCCCUCAUCAUGGCGGAGGCGGCUAUUAUCCUAAUGGACCCUCACCUUACCAUGGAGGCGGCUAUGGGGGUGGCUACGGAGGUGGAUAUAAUAGGCACCAAAAUGCAGGCUACCACAAUCGACCUCACAAGAGACCACCCGCAGGGUUUACCGAUUACGGAGAUUACGAUGGUGGACUAAUUGGAAACAGGAAUCAAAAGUUUGGAACCGAGUUGUCCUCUGCAAGCGGUGGCACCACCGAAGCCGACUCCAUUGCUUUUCCAAAGUAAAAAAAAAAAAUUAGUC